CCCUAAAUUCUGAAGUUGCUGGAUCUAUAUGCACAAGCGAUAGUAAGGCACUGAUUUUUGACCGUAAAAGGAUUGCUGUAUCAUUCGCUUAAUCGAUCCUGUAUAAUCAGGUUCGGUCUUGUUUUUGAACCCUGAUUUGCAAAUAAUUUCUUCAGAUUGAUGGCGUUGGAUCCAAUUUCUUUAUGCGGAGCUUGACUUUAAAUUACGUACCUCCUAGUAUGCAUGAGUUUCUUGCUUAACGUCUCCAUAUGUAGUGAUCGCUUCAUAUCUCAAAUCUCAAUUUGGCAUGAGGGUUAAAAAAGAAUGGGGGCACUUAUGUCAAGGUUUUGGUUCAUGUUAUUUCCUGCAAAGGAGUACAAGAUUGUUGUUGUUGGAUUGGAUAAUGCAGGCAAAACAACAACACUGUAUAAGUUGCAUCUAGGUGAGGUGGUAACUACUCACCCCACUGUUGGUAGCAACGUGGAGGAGCUGGUUUAUAAGAAUAUACGAUUUGAGGUGUGGGAUCUUGGUGGGCAAGACAGGCUUAGGACAUCAUGGGCUACGUAUUACCGUGGAACCCACGCCGUGAUUACAGUGAUAGAUAGCACCGACCGGGCUCGGAUUUCCAUCAUGAAAGACGAACUUUUCCGCUUGCUCCCAAACGAAGAUCUUCAAAAUGCAGUACUACUGGUAUUUGCAAACAAGCAGGACCUGAAGGAUGCAAUGAGCCCGGCCGAAAUAACCGAUGCCCUUUCGCUUCACAGUAUCAAGAACCAUGAUUGGCACAUCCAAGCCUGUUCAGCCCUUACGGGUGAUGGACUCUAUGAUGGCUUGGGUUGGAUUGCUCAAAGAGUUACCGGAAAACCAACUAGCUAGACCUUAAACUAUAAAGGAAGGGAAGGGAAGGAAAGAAAAGAAUCUAUAUUUUGUUUAUAUGAUUUAUUGCAAGUAGAAAUACACACAAAGCCUGUGUACAAUUUGAGUUCGGUCAUUCCCAAGUCGUUGUUUCUAAUUAAAUUCGUUUUGAGAGAUUCAUGAUGAUGUAGUAUAAUAUCCCGUAUUUGGUAAAUCUAAUCUUUUGAUCGAGAACC
Messenger RNA from Cynara cardunculus var. scolymus (artichoke), 1070 nucleotides. RefSeq names its product ADP-ribosylation factor-like protein 5. Lineage: Eukaryota; Viridiplantae; Streptophyta; Magnoliopsida; Asterales; Asteraceae. Gene Ontology annotation, molecular function: GTP binding; GTPase activity. Gene Ontology annotation, cellular component: trans-Golgi network; cytoplasm. Bases 304 to 855 code for a protein of 183 amino acids. The transcript has 3 exons. The record is from RefSeq and is a predicted model, not a curated record. Gene Ontology annotation, biological process: protein localization to Golgi membrane; intracellular protein transport; vesicle-mediated transport.